UCCACCUCAGCCAUGUGACUGGGUGCCGUGAUACAUAAAACCAAUGUGUAUUUGACCCGUGGCUUCGUCGCUCUCGUCUCACUCGUCACAGGCUCGCUGCCCACUGUACAUCAUGUUCAACGUGCUUGCUCUCACCCUGCUCGGCGCUGCCGUGGUCUACGGACAGAUUCCUCACCACUGCUUCUCUCCACCUCAGCUCACGUUCCGUGCUAACCAGUACAACCAUGAGUUUACCACCUUCCGACGAUUUGAUGCUGAGUACGACGCUAUGGCAGAGAAAAUUGCUUUCGACGAGGUAGAACAAUCUGGACCCCAGCCCGGCAGACAGUACCUGAAGAUCAUCAUCUUGCACAGAGAGAACCUUGCCUUCGAGUACAACCGUCAGACCAAAGUCUGCAAGAAGUUCGAUGCCGGCAGAUUCUUCCCAUUCGCCGUACCUGAGAACGCCACCUUUGAGGCUGAGUUCAUCGUGGGCGGGCCAGGAGAGGAGGUCGAGGGUGUUGAAUGGUCAGACAGGAGCUCCACCAGACGUGAGGAAUGGAUCGGUGUGUUCAGCCGCAUCAACUGCUACCCACUCCGCUCCUUCAUCGUCAACACAAGCACCAACGAGACCCUGACCACCCUCUACUACGACUUGGUCCAAGGACUGGUUGACCCCAACUUUUUCAUCCCACCCCCCGAGUGCCUGCAGGCCACCCACAAGGACGAACCCAGCUCACUGUUCAAGAGUCUUAGAUCCACCUACACCCGCCGUUUUGAUUAGGCUAUAAACACCACCCAAAAUUUAGCUGCAUAUACUCAUUUGUGUGCCAAAUAACCUGGGUUCAAAUUUACUUGUAGAUUUGGUCACAGGUUACAUAUGUAAUGUUUCAAAAUAACUUUCAUAUUCAGUAAAGUGAAUAUUUUUUAAUACCA
Molecule: messenger RNA, 915 nt
Organism: Physella acuta
Lineage: Eukaryota; Metazoa; Mollusca; Gastropoda; Physidae
Product: mammalian ependymin-related protein 1
Biological process (GO): cell-matrix adhesion
Cellular component (GO): extracellular region; lysosome
Molecular function (GO): calcium ion binding
Source: RefSeq, a predicted model, not a curated record